AUGAAAACCUUGAAAAUCUCGAUUCUCGCCCUGGGGAUAAUGCUGCUGGCCGUGGCCUGCUCCGGCAGCGCGUCGGAAAGCGGAACCCAGCCGACCGAACCCGUCGACAGCAUCUACGAUUUCGAUAUUGCGCUCUACCAGGGCAGCGACGUGCUGGGGUCGGAGACGGUGGCGGUUUCCGACCUGCAGGGCCAGCCGGUGGUGCUGAACUUCUGGGCCGGCCUGUGUCCGCCCUGUCGGGCGGAGAUGCCGGAAUUCCAGGCCUUUGCCGACGAGUACGAGGGGCGGGCGCUGGUGCUCGGCGUGGACCUGGGGCAGUUUUUUGCCCUAGGUAGCGAGGAGGACGCCGUCACCCUCCUCAACGAAUUGGGGGUAACCUAUCCGGCCGGGGCGACGGGCGACGCGAACGUGGUGCGUGAGUUAGAGGUGUUGGGACUGCCCGCGACCUUCUUCAUCGCCGCGGACGGCAGCCUGCAUCGCAAGUGGCAGGGUGUCCUGAACGGCGACAAACUUGCGGAAAUCACCGACGAGAUGCUGGCACAGUAG
Molecule: messenger RNA, 546 nt
Organism: Geodia barretti
Lineage: Eukaryota; Metazoa; Porifera; Demospongiae; Tetractinellida; Geodiidae
Source: the annotation of a GenBank genome assembly